GCAGCAGCUUUGAAUACCUGGAGUUGCAGUGUCUUUGAAUCCAACCAUUUUUGACUCCAUUGACGUUAAGAUUUUCGGCUACUUAUAGAGCCCGCUGGGUGUUACAUGUUCAUCACUCAUCGAUUGCAUCAGUCUCAGCACGGAGAUACAGAUAUAUACCGAGUAGAUUGCAGGUUCAGCGACCAGUGUUUUUGAAGGAGGCAUCUGAUUUUGGGACCUCUGCGGAUCUGUGUAUAAAGGAGUGCCAACAUGGUGAACGCUAGAAGCGACGGACCUAUGCCCAAUACUGCACCUGGAGGUGCUCAUCCAUUCGGAAGCACUGUUAUCAGCAGGAGGUUUGCUUUCAUGACGCCAAAGAUGGCACCAAUCUAUCCAUUAUUCGGCAUCAUGACCAUCGCCUUUGGCUUAGCCGGAGUGACAAUAGGGCGACAGAUGACUGUAUCACCAGACGUUCUCAUUGACAAGCACAAGCGCAAGAAUGUUCCAGACAUUGAACAACCAGAGCUUAUGUUGCACCAAUCGGAGCAGUUUAUGACAAAUAGUCCCCUCCGCAGACUCGCCAAGGAGCAUAAGAAGGGCAUGUUCUUUUCCGAUAUUGUGGAGCAACCUACUACUCCUGCUUUUCCAAGGGAGAGUAACCAUUACAAAUCAGAGAAGAGUGUGAUAGCCGCCAGCCUUUGAAGUAACGGCGAUUCACAGUUCCGACUGUAUCAAGAUAAUGACGAGAAGGUAGACGAUAUGCCACUGCAACAACUCUUAGCGACAUUGCGGUUGUAAACCGAACGAGAAAUAGUAUUAGAUUGAAGCACUUGUAACUGGUUGCAAGAAGUCCCGCACUACAUUGAAUCACAGCACGAAUACCACAUUUGCUGCACCGUAACUUGUUGCUCUUGGGAACAGGUUCAUACAGCACAUACUUGACAGUAGCGUCCAUAUGCAGCCUCACUGUAUAUGGUUCCAUCACUAUAUUAUAAUAUGUAGCCUAAUUGAUGUAGUUAUCAACCUCUUUGUACUGUCGAUGUGUGAACUGUUUCAUAACAUGUUCACUCAAGUGGCCAGGAAUGUGGAUUAAAAAA
Molecule: messenger RNA, 1076 nt
Organism: Marchantia polymorpha subsp. ruderalis
Lineage: Eukaryota; Viridiplantae; Streptophyta; Marchantiopsida; Marchantiales; Marchantiaceae
Source: the annotation of a GenBank genome assembly